Messenger RNA from Arctia plantaginis, 822 nucleotides. The record is from the annotation of a GenBank genome assembly. NCBI's taxonomy places the organism in Eukaryota, Metazoa, Arthropoda, Insecta, Lepidoptera, Erebidae.
AUGGUGAAAAACAAUAUACUUACUUUUAAUAAAAGUAUCACCGACUUCGAAGCAUCUAAAUCACCAUUAUCACCAUCAACAGCCUUUUAUAAUCAACUGGUAGACACCUACAUCAUGACUCGAAAAAUAACGCUUCUGGUAACGGGAUUAUCCUGCGUAUUAAUGUUCAACUACUACACAAGCUCCGUGGUUAGCUGGCUGCUAAAUGGUCCACCUCCAUCAAUCAAUUCUUUGAAAGAGCUGUUGGACAGUCCGUUGGAACUGAUAUUUGAAGAUAUGGGAUAUACUCGAUCAUGGUUACAGAUACCCAAUUUCUAUUACAAUAAAAGAAAUGCUCAAAUAGAGGACGAGAUGCGUGUAAAGAAAGUGUUCAAUAAGAAAAAGAAUGACCCAUUACUGGAGCCUUUAGUGCAGGGGAUGAAAAUGGUACAAAGAGGAGGUUACGCCUACCACACUGAAACUAACACAGCAAACUCAUUGAUUUCAAGAACUUUUGACCAAACAGAACUGUGUGAGUUGGGAUCUUUGCAAUCCAUUGAGAAGACUAAUCUGUAUCCUUGUAUGCCGAAGGAUAGCCCUUACAAGGAGUUUAUGACGUGGAGCCUCAUGCGUCUCACAGAACGUGGUUUCGUAUCUUGUAUCCAAACUCGGACAGCUACUCCAGAAGCUAAAUGUGAAGGUAGUUCCCCACGAGCUUUGGCCCUCGGUGGAGCAUCUCCGGUAUUCGUACUUCUUGCUGGAGGAUUCCUGCUAUCAACUUUGAUUAUGCUAUGUGAAAGAUUCGUGUACAAAAUAAGAAACAAUCAGUUUCUUGAGUAUUAA